Molecule: messenger RNA, 204 nt
Organism: Prunus armeniaca (apricot)
Lineage: Eukaryota; Viridiplantae; Streptophyta; Magnoliopsida; Rosales; Rosaceae
Source: the annotation of a GenBank genome assembly
AUGGAUUUGUAUUGUGAUAAUAAAGCUGCAAUUGCGAUUGCUCAUAAUCCUGUGCAGCAUGAUUGUACAAAGCAUGUGGAGGUUGGUCGGCAUUUUAUUAAAGAGAAGUUGGAUGCUGAGAUUAUUUCUUUUCCGUAUAUAUCAUCCGAGUAUCAACUAGCAUAUGCUCUUACGAAAGUUGUGGAAGGGUAUACAGAUGCAUGA